Podarcis raffonei (Aeolian wall lizard) is the source of this 3738-nucleotide messenger RNA. RefSeq names its product zinc finger SWIM-type containing 6 (gene ZSWIM6). The coding region runs from base 21 to 3716 and encodes 1231 amino acids. The transcript has 14 exons. Gene Ontology annotation, molecular function: zinc ion binding. The record is from RefSeq and is a predicted model, not a curated record. Lineage: Eukaryota; Metazoa; Chordata; Lepidosauria; Squamata; Lacertidae. Gene Ontology annotation, cellular component: Cul2-RING ubiquitin ligase complex.
UGUUUAGAAGCGGCGCGAUCAUGGCGGAGCGCGGUCAGCUCCCUCCCCCCGCCAAGCGCCUGUGUUGCAGACCCGGCUACGGCGUCGGAUGCAGGCCGGGCCAGCGAGCGGGCGGCGGCGUCGAGGGCGGCGUGGGCGUCGGCGGGUCGCUCUGCAUGGCGGGGCCUUCGUCGGCCGCGGUGGCCGCCGCCUCGUCGGCCGCCGCCGCUUUCCCCCCUGCCCUGGCCGCCGCCUAUGCCGCGCUGGGGGUGCUGCCGUUGGGCAAGACGCAGAGCCCGGAGUCGCUGCUGGACAUCGCGGCGCGGCGGGUGGCGGAGAAGUGGCCGUUCCAGCGGGUGGAGGAGCGCUUCGAGCGCAUCCCGGAGCCCGUGCAGCGCCGCAUCGUCUACUGGUCCUUCCCCCGCAGCGAGAGGGAGAUCUGCAUGUACUCCUCCUUCAACACCGGCGCCGCUGCCGAGGACGCUGCCGCCAGCAACCCCGCAGCCGCCGCGCCCGGCGGGGGAUCUAACGCCGUCGGGUCCACGGGCACCGCGGGGGGCACCGCCUCGGCCGCGACCGCCGCAUCCAACAACAACAGCGGGGGAGGAGGCGCCGGAGGAGGAGGCGGCGGCGGUGGCGGAGGCGGCAGCACCGCACCCGGCGGCGGAGGAGCAGCGGACGCCGCUGGCGACGAGAACCGGCUGCCCUUCCGCAGGGGCAUUGCUCUGCUCGACGGCGGCUGCGUCGACAACGUCCUGCAAGUCGGUUUCCACCUGAGUGGCACAGUGACGGAGCCUGCAAUGCAAUCGGAGCCAGAAACUGUUUGCAAUGUAGCUAUCAGCUUUGAUCGUUGCAAGAUUACCUCAGUGACCUGUAGCUGUGGAAACAAAGACAUAUUUUACUGUGCCCACGUCGUGGCACUUUCUUUGUACCGGAUUCGCAAGCCAGAUCAGGUCAAACUGCAUCUUCCCAUUUCAGAGACUCUCUUUCAAAUGAACAGAGACCAACUACAAAAGUUUGUACAGUACUUGAUCACAGUGCACCAUACAGAAGUUUUGCCAACUGCUCAGAAAUUAGCAGAUGAAAUCCUUUCUCAGAAUUCAGAGAUCAAUCAAGUUCAUGGUGCUCCUGAUCCAACAGCUGGUGCUAGCAUAGAUGAUGAAAACUGCUGGCAUCUAGAUGAAGAGCAAGUCCAGGAACAGGUUAAACUCUUCCUCUCCCAGGGUGGAUACCAUGGAUCAGGGAAGCAACUCAAUUUGCUUUUUGCAAAGGUUCGAGAGAUGUUAAAGAUGAGAGAUUCGAACGGUGCUCGGAUGUUGACAUUGAUAACGGAACAGUUCAUGGCUGACCCUCGCCUGUCACUCUGGAGGCAACAGGGAACUGCAAUGACAGACAAGUAUAGGCAGCUCUGGGAUGAACUAGGUGCUCUUUGGAUGUGCAUAGUCUUAAAUCCUCAUUGCAAGGUGGAACAAAAGGCCAGUUGGCUGAAACAGCUGAAGAAAUGGAACAGUGUUGAUGUUUGUCCCUGGGAAGAUGGGAACCAUGGAAAUGACCUGCCCAGUCUAACCAAUGCUUUGCCUCAGGGUGCAAAUGCAAUCCAAGAUUCAUCAAACAGGUCUCACCGGACGGUGUUCACCCGAGCCAUUGAGGCGUGCGAUCUCCAUUGGCAGGACAGCCACUUGCAGCACAUUAUCAGAAGUGACCUGUACACCAACUACUGUUACCAUGAUGAUGCUGAAAACUCACUCUUUGACUCUCACGGGUGGCCCCUCUGGCAUGAACAUGUGCCUACAGCCUGCGCGAGGGUGGAUGCACUAAGAUCUCAUGGCUAUCCAAGAGAAGCACUGCGGCUAGCAAUAGCUAUUGUCAAUACUCUAAGGAGGCAGCAGCAGAAACAGCAGGAAAUGUUCCGGUUCCAGAAGAAAGAACUUCUCCACAAAGGUGUUACCUCUAUAACUAACCUGGAAGGCUGGGUUGGGCACCCAUUGGACCCAAUUGGCACCCUUUUCAGCAGCCUUAUGGAGGCCUGCAGGGUUGAUGAUGAGAGCUUCCAUGUGUUCUCAGACUUCACAGAGAAUAUGGGCCAGUACAAAUCUUUGGAGUACUAUCACCUGCCUGCCCACAAAUUCUUAGAAGAAGGAGAAUCUUAUUUGACGCUGGCUGUGGAAGUGGCAUUGAUAGGACUGGGGCAGCAGCGAAUAAUGCCUGAUGGCUUGUAUGCACAAGAGAAAGUUUGUCGGAAUGAGGAACAGUUAAUUUCCAAGCUACAGGAAAUCGAACUGGAUGACACGCUGGUGAAGAUUUUCCAAAAGCAAGCAGUCUUCCUAUUAGAAGCUGGACCCUAUAGCGGUCUAGGUGAAAUCAUCCAUCGAGAGAGUGUUCCAAUGCACACAUUUGCCAAGUAUCUUUUCACCUCUCUCCUACCUCAUGAUGCUGAACUAGCAUACAAAACUGCACUGAGAGCAAUGCGAUUACUAGUAUUGGAAUCCACAGCUCCAUCAGGAGAUAUGUCUCGUCCACAUCACAUUGCAUCAGUCGUUCCAAAUCGGUACCCCCGGUGGUUCACUCUAAGUCACAUUGAAUCUCAGCAGUGUGAGUUGGCAUCAACUAUGCUAACUGCAGCCAAAGGUGAUGUCCGAAGGCUUGAAACAGUGUUAGAAUCUAUCCAGAAAAACAUUCACUCCUCAUCGCACAUCUUCAAGCUUGCCCAGGAUGCAUUUAAAAUAGCAACGCUUAUGGACAGUCUGCCAGAUAUCACUCUUUUGAAAGUCUCUCUGGAGCUGGGUCUUCAGGUGAUGCGCAUGACUUUGUCAACCUUGAAUUGGAGGCGGCGGGAGAUGGUGAGGUGGUUGGUAACAUGUGCAACAGAAGUAGGUGUUUAUGCACUGGAUAGCAUCAUGCAAAGCUGGUUUACACUUUUCACUCCGACCGAAGCGACUAGUAUUGUUGCCACCACGGUGAUGUCCAACAGCACUAUCGUCCGCCUGCAUCUGGACUGCCACCAGCAAGAGAAGCUUGCCAGCAGUGCUAGGACGCUUGCUCUUCAGUGUGCCAUGAAGGACCCUCAGAACUGCGCCCUCUCUGCGCUGACCUUGUGCGAGAAGGAUCACAUAGCUUUUGAGACGGCUUACCAAAUUGUCCUCGACGCUGCUGCAACCGGCAUGAGUUACACGCAGCUCUUCACUAUAGCGCGGUACAUGGAGCAUCGCGGCUAUCCUAUGCGGGCCUACAAGCUGGCCACGUUGGCCAUGACGCAUCUCAACCUGAGUUACAAUCAGGACACGCACCCUGCCAUUAACGACGUUUUGUGGGCCUGCGCACUUAGCCACUCCCUCGGGAAGAACGAGCUGGCUGCGAUCAUACCUCUGGUGGUCAAAAGUGUCAAAUGUGCAACAGUACUGUCGGACAUCUUGCGUCGGUGUACUUUGACCACUCCCGGAAUGGUGGGGCUCCACGGAAGGAGGAACUCGGGCAAGCUGAUGUCAUUGGACAAAGCGCCACUAAGGCAACUCCUGGAUGCCACCAUCGGAGCGUACAUUAACACCACGCAUUCCCGGCUCACGCACAUCAGUCCCCGGCAUUACAGUGAGUUCAUAGAGUUCCUGAGCAAGGCCCGAGAGACCUUCUUAAUGGCUCACGACGGACACAUUCAGUUUACACAGUUCAUUGACAACCUGAAACAAAUUUACAAAGGCAAAAAGAAACUGAUGAUGUUGGUUCGCGAACGGUUUGGUUGACAAUAAAAAUGUGUGUGAAUGG